GUGAGGACCAAAUCUUUGCAUAGCUUGAUUUGCAUCAUGGCACGUUCCCGUAGUGUGCUUCUGGUGGCGCUGGUCCUAGCGGUGGCACCGUGUUGCUUCGUUGGACUCCGGGCUCAGUGUUCGCGUGCUCCUUCGCUCCGCACGCGCAGCGUUCGUGUGCUCCAACGAGCGGAGCGGGUGGAGCGGGAGGAUGGCACCGCGCUGGGUGCCGCGGGCAUCGGCGCAUCGCUGGUGAUGGCUUGGAGCGAAUGGACCUUGAAGACCACAGGUUGUGGCCUGCCUGCAGGGCCCUUUGGGUUGCUCGGUGCCACUGAGGGUCUAAGCUACCUGGCGGUGGUGGGGCUUGUGGUGUAUCAGCUGUUCCGCCUUGCCACCAAUGACACGAAGAAACAGAGCAGCCUUGUGGAGGUCCGAAAGAUCCAAAGUCACACCCGUUGAGCGAGUCACGAUCGAUGGAUUGGAAUCGUCCGGCAAAGCCAUGCCUUUUGGAAGCGACCGGGAAGCGACCAUCAAGUGGGACUCCGAAUGCAUGUAGACCUUUCGGAAUCAUUCUCGUUGCCCAAUCAGAGGGAGUUCAAGCUCAUACUCAUAGGGCAUUGAGUCAUGUAUAUCAUGUAUCUUCAAAAGCGCAAACAAAAGGUUGAAAGAAAGUACUUCUCAG
Messenger RNA from Durusdinium trenchii, 661 nucleotides. NCBI's taxonomy places the organism in Eukaryota, Dinophyceae, Suessiales, Symbiodiniaceae. The record is from the annotation of a GenBank genome assembly.